Messenger RNA from Moneuplotes crassus, 437 nucleotides. The record is from the annotation of a GenBank genome assembly. Lineage: Eukaryota; Ciliophora; Spirotrichea; Euplotida; Euplotidae.
CACAAUUUUAGCAAUGAACGAGUAUGAAGAAGCCAAGCAAGAGAUUCGGAACGAGACCGUUACUUAUGUCUUCAAGCGCUUAGCAGAUAAAGAAACCGGGUUGAUUACCAGAGAUGCACUGAAAUAUGCCCUCUUCUCCUAUUCUACUGAGCAAUCCAAGUUGGAUCACAACGAUGAAAAAUUACUCGAUGAAAUGAUGCAAUUCAUUCAAGCUCCUGCUAAAGCUAUGAGAGCCAAGCAACUUAGAGAAGAGGACAAAGAGGACGAACAUAAUGAUGAAGAGGAUAGCGAAGGCGAAUCUGAAGAAAGUGAAGAAGAAGUCGACGGAAUUGAUCUUGAGCACUUCACCAAAAUAUUCAACAACUUCAAGUUCAAGCUUAAUGCUGAUGGGAAUAUUAUAUAAAGUAUCAUUUUCUUCAAUUUACUGCGGGAAAUGU